Messenger RNA from Trichechus manatus latirostris (Florida manatee), 1454 nucleotides. It is a transcript of the gene PAX8, whose product is annotated as paired box 8. The transcript is spliced from 10 exons. Gene Ontology annotation, biological process: regulation of transcription by RNA polymerase II; anatomical structure development. The annotation marks the transcript as partial. Lineage: Eukaryota; Metazoa; Chordata; Mammalia; Sirenia; Trichechidae. Gene Ontology annotation, molecular function: RNA polymerase II cis-regulatory region sequence-specific DNA binding; DNA-binding transcription factor activity, RNA polymerase II-specific. The record is from RefSeq and is a predicted model, not a curated record.
ACUGUCCCUGGGACUGCUGUCUCCUUAGGCCACGGAGGGCUGAACCAGCUGGGAGGGGCUUUUGUGAACGGCCGACCCCUGCCAGAAGUGGUGCGCCAACGCAUCGUAGACCUGGCCCACCAGGGCGUGCGGCCCUGUGACAUCUCCCGCCAGCUCCGCGUCAGCCAUGGCUGCGUCAGCAAGAUCCUCGGCAGGUACUAUGAGACUGGCAGCAUCCGUCCUGGAGUGAUAGGGGGCUCCAAGCCCAAGGUGGCCACCCCCAAGGUGGUGGAGAAGAUUGGGGACUACAAGCGACAAAAUCCUACCAUGUUUGCAUGGGAGAUCCGAGACCGGCUCCUGGCUGAGGGUGUCUGUGACAACGACACCGUGCCCAGUGUCAGCUCCAUCAACAGAAUCAUCCGGACCAAAGUGCAACAACCAUUUAACCUCCCCAUGGACAACUGCGUGGCCACCAAGUCCCUGAGUCCAGGACACACACUGAUCCCCAGCUCAGCCGUAACACCCCCGGAGUCACCGCAGUCAGAUUCCCUGGGCUCCACCUAUUCCAUCAACGGGCUCCUGGGGAUCGCUCAGCCUGGCAGCGACAGCAAAAGAAAAAUGGAUGACAGUGACCAGGACAGCUGCCGGCUGAGCACCGACUCCCAGACCAGCAGCAGCGGGCCCCGCAAGCAUCAUCGCACGGACACAUUCAGCCAGCACCACCUCGAGCCGCUCGAGUGUCCGUUUGAGCGGCAGCACUACCAGGAAGCCUAUGCCUCCCCCAGUCACACCAAAGGCGAGCAGGGCCUCUACCCACUGCCCUUGCUCAACAGCACCCUGGACGAUGGGAAGGCCACCCUGACCCCUUCCAAUACACCCUUGGGGCGCAACCUCUCGACUCACCAGACGUACCCUGUGGUGGCAGAUCCUCAUUCACCCUUCGCCAUAAAGCAGGAAACCCCCGAGGUGUCCAGUUCUAGCUCCACCCCUUCCUCUUUAUCUAGCUCCGCCUUUUUGGAUCUGCAGCAAGUCGGCUCCGGGGUCCCAGCCGGUGCCUCGGUCCCGUCCUUCAAUGCCUUUCCCCAUGCUGCCUCCGUGUACGGGCAGUUCACGGGCCAGACCCUCCUCUCAGGCCGUGAGAUGGUGGGGCCCACGCUGCCCGGAUACCCACCUCAUAUCCCCACCAGUGGACAGGGCAGCUAUGCCUCUUCUGCCAUCGCAGGCAUGGUGGCAGGAAGUGAGUACUCUGGCAACGCCUACGGCCACACCCCCUACUCCUCCUACGGUGAGGCCUGGCGCUUCCCCAACUCCAGCUUGCUGAGUUCCCCAUAUUAUUACAGUUCCACAUCAAGGCCAAAUGCACCGCCCACCACCGCUACGGCCUUUGACCAUCUGUAGUUGCCAUGGGGACAGUGGGAGCGACUGAGCAACAGGAGGACUCAGCCUGGGACAGGCCCCAGAGAGUCACACAAAGG